CCUCGUUACACACACCCGCAUACGCAAGUAUGGCCGAGCAAGCCGAAGUACCAAUGGCGGUGUUCGACGGCGAGCGGACGGCGCCGGAGAUCAUCACCACCACCGAUGAUAAUCACGAAGAAUCAUCCGACGAACGCGUGGUGAAGCAGGUGGAUCUAACGGUGCCAAAAACCGACGACCCCACAAUGCCGGUGUUGACGUUCAGAAUGUGGGUCCUGGGUUUGGCCUCCUGCGUUCUUCUCUCGUUCGUGAACCAGUUCUUUUGGUACAGAACCCAGCCGCUGAUAAUCUCCUCCAUCUCGGCCCAGAUCGCGGUGGUCCCACUUGGCCAUCUGAUGGCCAAAUCUCUUCCCACAAGGCUCUUCCUUCAAGGCACGCCCUUUGAGUUUACGAUGAAUCCUGGGCCGUUUAAUAUCAAAGAACAUGUUUUGAUCACCAUAUUUGCGAAUUCUGGGGCUGGGACUGUUUACGCCACGCAUAUUUUGACGGCGGUUAAGCUCUUGUACAAGAGGAAGCUCACUUUCUUGCCUGCCUUUAUUGUUAUGCUCACCACUCAGGUAUUGGGGUUCGGUUGGGCUGGAAUUUUCAGAAAAUAUCUUGUUGAGCCCCCAGAGAUGUGGUGGCCCUCUAACCUUGUUCAAGUCUCAUUAUUCAGAGCUCUUCAUGAGAAGGAGAAAAGAGUUAAAGGUGUCACAAGCCGUACACAAUAUUUCAUGAUAGUCUUGAUUUGCAGCUUUGCUUACUACAUUCUUCCUGGAUAUUUCUUCUUGUUGUUGACAUCCAUCUCUUGGGUCUGUUGGGUUGCUCCCAAGACAAUCACGUGGCAACAAAUAGGUUCCGGGAUGCAAGGUCUCGGACUUUUUUCUUUUGGGAUUGAUUGGUCGACGAUUUCAUCUUACCUCGGUAGCCCUCUGGCUAGUCCAUGGUUUGCUACCGCAAAUGUAGCCAUUGGAUUUCUCCUCAUAAUGUAUGUCAUGACCCCCAUCACUUAUUGGUACAAUGUCUACAAUGCCAAGACCUUCCCGAUAUUCUCUAGCGGCCUUUUCACCUCCAACGGUUCUGACUACGACAUCCUGAACAUUAUUGAUCCUAAGUUCCAUCUUGACCGGAGUACUUACGCGAAGGUCGGGCCUAUAAACUUGAGCACCUUCUUUGCAAUGACAUAUGGUCUUGGAUUUGCCACACUCUCCGCUACACUUGUGCAUGUUCUAUUUUUCAACGGAAGGGACUUGUGGAGGCAAACCACGAGGGCCUUUCGAGGCGGUAACAAAUUGGAUAUACACGCAAAGCUUAUGAAGAAGUACAAGUCAGUGCCUGCUUGGUGGUUUAUUGUCAUUCUUGUUGUGAAUAUUGGUCUCAUCAUCUUUGCCUGCGAAUACUACAAUGAAUCACUCCAAUUACCUUGGUGGGGAGUACUGCUUGCCUGUGGCAUUGCAAUUGUGUUCACUCUUCCAAUUGGGAUCAUCCAAGCCACAACAAACCAGCAACCGGGUUUGAAUGUGAUCACCGAAUACAUAAUCGGGUACAUCUACCCGGAACGCCCAGUUGCUAACAUGUGCUUCAAGGUGUAUGGUUACAUAAGCAUGGCUCAAGCUCUAAGCUUUGUAGCAGAUUUCAAGCUUGGUCACUACAUGAAGAUUCCGCCAAGGGCAAUGUUCAUGGCACAGGUUGUGGGAACUCUUGUUUCAGUGAUGAUAUAUACUCUAACUGCAUGGUGGCUGAUGGAGGAGAUCCCUCACCUAUGUGACACCUCCAUGCUGCCACAUGACAGCCCUUGGACUUGUCCAAUGGAUCGAGUUUUUUACGACGCGUCGGUCAUCUGGGGACUCGUUGGGCCCCGCAGGAUCUUCGGAGACCUUGGUGAGUAUGGCUUGGUGAACUGGUUCUUCCUUGCUGGUGCCAUUGCCCCUAUCCUUGUCUGGAUGGCGCACAAGGCCUUUCCACAACAAAAGUGGAUUCGCCUCAUCCACAUGCCCAUCCUCUUAGGCUCCACAUCAAUGAUGCCACCAGCUACCGCAGUGAACUUUACAAGUUGGAUUGCGGUCGGAUUCUUCUCCGGGUAUUACAUGUACCGGUACCACCCAAACUGGUGGAAGCGCAACAACUAUGUCCUAUCCGGGGGUCUGGACGCCGGAACUGCUUUCAUGACAAUACUGAUAUUCCUUGCUCUUGGAGCUCAAAACAUUGGUCUUAACUGGUGGGGAAACAAUCCGGAGAGCUGUCCUUUGGCUGCUUGUCCAACUGCACCGGGGAUCAUUGUGGAUGGCUGUCCAGUUUUCUAAUUCAUAUGUUUUCUUGCGUUUAGUUUUUAGGCUGUUCUACACUAGGAUAUUUCUUUUUCUUUUUCUUCUCUCUGUAAAUAGCCUAUUACGCUUUAGUUUAAUAUUCAAAAACUGCAUGCACGACCAAAAACUUAUGAGCAAUGUGGUUAUAGAUUUAAUUGAGCAUUUUCUAGAAAUUGUUCUUUUCAAUCUUCUUUAUUACGUGAUCAUGCUUUAUACAGUUUUCCAUUGUUAUCUGCUACUGCUAUUGAGAACUCCUUGUAAUUUACAAUAAUAUAAUAAU
Molecule: messenger RNA, 2565 nt
Organism: Morus notabilis
Lineage: Eukaryota; Viridiplantae; Streptophyta; Magnoliopsida; Rosales; Moraceae
Product: oligopeptide transporter 6
Exons: 6
Coding region: 30-2282 (750 amino acids)
Biological process (GO): transmembrane transport
Molecular function (GO): oligopeptide transmembrane transporter activity
Source: RefSeq, a predicted model, not a curated record